AAUAGUUACACCAUACUUACAGGUACUCUCUCUCUUCCAGAAAUUCUCUCUCUCUCAGUUGUCCGGAGGUGCGGAGAUCUUUCCGUCAAGACUCACUAGCUUCCUCACAAUGGACUAUUGCCCUUCGGUUAAGAAUGUUUUACUUCUGGAUUCGGAAGGAAAGCGUGUUGCUGUCAAGUACUAUACAGACGACUGGCCUACGAAUGCAGCAAAGGAAGCUUAUGAGAAGGCCCUAUUUGCCAAGACUCAGAAGACUAAUGCUAGGACAGAAGCGGAAAUAACGAUGUUUGAGAAUAACAUUAUUGUUUACAAGGUUGUCCAAGAUCUUCAUUUCUUUGUUACGGGAAGUGAAGAAGAAAACGAGCUUAUUCUAUCCACAGUGCUCCAAGCGUUCUUUGAUGCAGUUGGUAUUCUACUUAGGGGAAUUGUAGAAAAGAGCGAGGCACUUGAUAAUUUGGAUCUUAUUCUUCUGUGUCUGGAUGAAAUAGUUGAUGGCGGAAUUGUUCUUGAGACGGAUGCAAAUGUUAUUGCUGGUAAAGUUGCCAGUAAUAGCUUGGAUGCUGCAGCACCUUUGACCGAGCAGACCAUUAGUCAGGCAUUUGCUACUGCUCGCGAACAUCUUACCAGAUCUCUUCUGAAAUGAUGUGUUGAAAUAACCAUAGGGAAUGAACGAAGGAUCACCAUAUAUAGUAAAUGCUGAUAGGUGGUGCUCAUCUAUUUCAUGUGAGGAUAGCAACUUGUAUUGUGAAUAUAUAUUAAUCCUUUGUCCAACUUACCUAUAAUCUAUGGAUUUUUGCACCCAUUUAUUGAGGAUUUUUAUGACAUUAAGUUUACUGUAUUAUGUAGAUGACCAAACUCCCUUUGGUAUAUGCUCCAUUUUGGGUAAAAUUGUUUGUUUCA
Messenger RNA from Ipomoea nil (Japanese morning glory), 900 nucleotides. RefSeq names its product coatomer subunit zeta-1-like. The coding region runs from base 110 to 643 and encodes 177 amino acids. Gene Ontology annotation, cellular component: COPI vesicle coat. The transcript is spliced from 6 exons. Gene Ontology annotation, biological process: retrograde vesicle-mediated transport, Golgi to endoplasmic reticulum; intracellular protein transport; intra-Golgi vesicle-mediated transport. The record is from RefSeq and is a predicted model, not a curated record. NCBI's taxonomy places the organism in Eukaryota, Viridiplantae, Streptophyta, Magnoliopsida, Solanales, Convolvulaceae.